AUAACAUGUUAAGGACCAUGUGGUCGGUAUGAUUAGUGCGUUAAUAAUUUUAAAACCGUUUUACAUCUAUACGUACUUUUGAGAUAGAAUGUCAUUUUUUAUAAGAAAUAGCCGAGGUGGCGGACCACAAAAAAGAAAGUACAAUGGACAUGUAGAUAAAAGUAAAUCAAAAGGAUCUACUGCAAAGUCUAAAACCAAAAGUAAGCGAAAAGGUAUUCCGCAUGAUGAAGAAAGUAUCGCCAGUAGUGAUGAAGAAUUUGCAGAAGAAAAACAAAGAGAAAAGAAUGAUGAUUUGGAAGAAGAAUCAGAGGAUGAAGAAGAAACAGCUCAAGAAAAACGAUUACGAUUAGCUAAGAAAUAUCUUCAAGAAAUUGAAGAAGAAGAAAAAGAUCGAGCUGAAUUCGAACAAGGUGCAGUUACAAAGAGGUUGCAUGAAAAGUACUUGGAAGAUAAGGGAAGAUUACGAAAAACAGUAGCAAGUAAUUACACUGGUCACAAAGACGUAAUAGUAUUGCGCUGUAAAGACCAUAAAGAUUCAGUCACGUGUUUAUGUAUUUCCAGUAAUGGCAAGUUUAUAUAUUCAGGGUCCAAAGAUGGUACUUUAGUUAAGUGGUCUUUAACUGAUAGGAGUAAGUUAAAAGUUGUUAAAGGAAAAGGAAAGAAACAGGAUGGCAUGAAAAAUGUAACCUGUGUUGCCAUCAGCACUGAUGGAAAAUUUUUGGUAGUAGGACACAGUGGAUCCAAGGACAUAAAAGUAUUCUCUGGAGAUGAUCUGAGUCAUAUAAAGAAUCUGCAGCAUCAUAGAGCUCCCGUAACUGGUUUAGUGUUUCGCAAAGAAACCCACACUUUAUAUUCAGCUUCAGAAGAUCGAAGUGUCAAAGUUUGGAAUUUGGAUGAAAUGGCUUACGUUGAGUCAUUAUUUGGUCAUCAUAGUAGUAUUACAUCAAUCGAUGCUCUUGCACGUGAGCGAGCUAUUACAAGUGGUGGCUUUGAUAAAUCCUUAAGAAUAUGGAAAAUUGUCGAAGAGUCUCAAUUGAUAUUCAAUGGCGACGGUGGGAGUAUAGAUGCCGUUAAACUUAUAAAUGAAGAAAAUUUCCUUAGUUGUGGUGCGGAUGGUCAAUUAUGCAUAUGGGGCUGCCUAAAAAAGAAACCUCUAUGUUCUGUACAAGACGCACAUGGAAAGGAUGAAACUAAUGGGGAACCCAUGUGGAUUUCAAGCAUAACCGCUUUACUUAAUACAGACUUAAUAGCAUCAGGUUCCAACGACGGUGCUAUACGAUUGUGGAAGUGUGGUGACUCGUUCAGAACAUUAACGCCUCUGUUUGAAAUCAAAGUGACUGGCUUUGUAAAUUCUCUCGCUUUUACUCCAGAUGGUAAUCACCUCGUUGCCGGUAUUGGACAGGAACAUAGGUUAGGAAGGUGGUGGCGAAUACCCGAAGCAAGAAAUAGUAUUAUAAUAAUUCCACUGAUCCAACAAAAAUCCGAUAAUUAAAGUGUCGUUUUUAUGCCAUUAAAAUUUACUGCUUAA
Molecule: messenger RNA, 1528 nt
Organism: Orussus abietinus
Lineage: Eukaryota; Metazoa; Arthropoda; Insecta; Hymenoptera; Orussidae
Gene: U3-55K
Product: U3 small nucleolar RNA-interacting protein 2
Exons: 8
Coding region: 89-1492 (467 amino acids)
Cellular component (GO): small-subunit processome
Molecular function (GO): snoRNA binding; protein binding
Source: RefSeq, a predicted model, not a curated record